Messenger RNA from Loxodonta africana (African savanna elephant), 1046 nucleotides. RefSeq names its product olfactory receptor 6C2. The record is from RefSeq and is a predicted model, not a curated record. Gene Ontology annotation, biological process: G protein-coupled receptor signaling pathway. Lineage: Eukaryota; Metazoa; Chordata; Mammalia; Proboscidea; Elephantidae. Bases 66 to 1046 code for a protein of 326 amino acids. The transcript has a single exon. Gene Ontology annotation, molecular function: G protein-coupled receptor activity; olfactory receptor activity. Gene Ontology annotation, cellular component: membrane.
CUUGACUUUUAAAAGCAAGGCCCUUUACUGUAGAAUCCAAAUAUCUACCUCCUCACAAAAUCUCUAUGAUUUUUACAUACAGAUUGGGUAGCCAUCAAAAGUCAACAAUGAGAAAUCACACAGCUAUAACAACUUUCAUCCUGCUGGGACUGACAGAUGACCCACAAAUGAAAGCUCUGCUUUUUACCUUUCUAUUUUUCACCUAUAUAUUGAGUGUUACAGGGAACCUGACUAUUAUUACCCUCACAUUGGUGGACUCCCACCUUAAAACUCCUAUGUACUUUUUUCUCAGAAAUUUCUCCUUCUUAGAAGUCUCAUUCACCACUGUCUGUAUUCCUAGAUUCUUGUACAGCAUAUCAACUGGGGACAAUACUGUUACAUACAAUGCUUGUGCAAGUCAAAUAUUUUUUGUUUUUCUUUUUGGAGCAACAGAAUUUUUUCUCCUGGCAGCCAUGUCCUAUGACCGCUAUGUGGCCAUCUGUAAACCCCUUCAUUACAUGACCAUCAUGAGCAACAAGGUCUGUGUCUUAUUAGUUCUCUGCUGUUGGGUAGCUGGCUUGAUGAUCAUUCUCCCUCCCCUGAGCCUGGGUCUCCAGCUGGAAUUCUGUGAUUCCAGUGCUAUUGAUCAUUUUAGUUGUGAUGCAGGUCCCCUCCUAAAGAUCUCAUGCUCAGACACAUGGUUGUUAGAGCAGCUGAUUAUACUUGUGGCUGUAUUUGCACUCAUUAUCACCCUAGUGUGUGUUUUUCUGUCCUACACAUACAUCAUCAAGACAAUUCUAAGAUUUCCUUCCGUCCAGCAAAGAAAAAAGGCCUUUUCUACCUGCUCAUCCCACAUGAUUGUGGUUUCCAUCACUUAUGGAAGCUGCAUCUUCAUCUACAUCAAGCCUUCAGCGAAGGAAGAAGUGGCCAUCAAUAAAGGAGUUUCAGUGCUCACGACUUCUGUUGCUCCCUUGUUGAACCCCUUCAUCUACACCCUGAGGAACAAGCAAGUGAAACUAGCUUUCAAUGACUCUGUAAAGAAGAUUGCAUUUCUGUCAAAGAAGUAA